AUAUACGUCCCCGCAUUCACUGCCUGUGUACGCUCCCUGGGAGUGCACGACACCGCGAUCCAAUCGCUGUACGGGACCUCUAGAAACACUUUAACUACUUCCCGUCCGGCCCAUGUAAAUAAAUGGCCGGACACUGAUUGGGCUAUCAGUGAUCACAUGAAUAGUAGUAAACAAGAUGUCACUUCCUGACACCAUUGCUUACUACUUGUGAAAUCUGUGAAUGAUCACAGAGGUCACAUGGUACAAGGCUAUUCACAACAGCCUUGUACCAUGUGACAAGCUGUGACCAAUCACAUCUCUC
Messenger RNA from Staurois parvus, 301 nucleotides. The record is from the annotation of a GenBank genome assembly. NCBI's taxonomy places the organism in Eukaryota, Metazoa, Chordata, Amphibia, Anura, Ranidae.